AUUUUCUUGUCCGCCCCCAUACGAGGACAGUCGGAGACAAGAGUUCAUAGCGUCAAUUGCUGUAAGUUAUUUUAAGUAUAAUUUUUCAUUAUUCUACUGAUAAAACUAUAAAAUAAAACUUAAUAUUUCAUUGAUACGGUUGAUAAUAAUGUAUUUUUUUCAUAUUUUUAUAUAAACAAAUAGGACAAGCAGUAUUCACCAAAGUUUUGCGGAAACAAAAGUCUCACUUUGGGAAGGUAAACAUCUAUUUAAAUAAAAUUUGUAUAUGAAUAAAUUUUAAAAUGCGUUUUUCAUCCAUAGAGUAAACUCUUUGAUGAUGCUUACGAUUGUUGUAUUGUGUAUAGUUGGACAAGCAAUUUCGGCUCCCUUCGGUAAUCGUAGAUUAAUUAUAGAUGAGGAGGAGGUAGCCGGAAGAUUUUCAGAAAUGAUAAUGAAACCAUGCGAUUCCAGUCCAUGCUUUAAUGGUGGGACCUGCGAAAAUUUGAACGACGGUAGCAAUUUUGAAUGUAGGUGUUUGCCAACUUAUUUAGGCACACAAUGCAACAUCAAGGUGAACUUUUGUCUGUCGGAACCUUGCAUGAAUGGAGCAACCUGCAGCAAUACCUCUACGGGACCUUUGUGUACUUGUGCCGCGGGAUUCACCGGCACUGUAUGUCAACAUUUGACCAACAGUUGCAAUUCUAAUCCUUGUUUAAACAAUGGAAUUUGCAUAGAAUCAGAGAGUAGUUAUGUUUGUUCGUGUAAAGCCUGUUUCUUUGGUAGAGACUGUGAGAGAAUUGUAGUUGAUUGUCAGUCUGAUAUUGUAAUGUAAAUUGAAGAUACUGUUAAACUAUAAAACUUUCUGGUUAUUGUUUUGCAUAUGCUGAAUUUGUAGAACGUUUCGAAAGUUUAUGAAUUCUUUAAAUAAAUUAAAAUUUAAAUAUUUAGAUUUUUUAGACUUUCAAAGAUUUUUUUUGAUGAAUUCGUUAAGAUGAAUAACGAAUAGGUUAUGAGAAAACUGCUCUAGCACGACAUAUCCUUAUAAGACCUUUGGUGAAUAAUUCAUUCGCACUUUUAUCUGUUUAUUUCUUUCAUAAAUGAUGAACAUAGGCAACGUAAAGAGUGAAGUCGUUUCAGUAGUUUCCACUUUGAAUGUUACGUUUAUAUUAGUUGUCAUCAUUUCCAUAAACUUUGUCCUCUACAUUUGAACAAACUGAAAAGGAUAUCGUCUACUUUCUAUUUUGAACAAAAAGCUUUCUCUCAUAUUUUUGUCAAACAAAAUUUGAUAGGGAUUUUGGUCACAUUCGUCAUCGAUAAUUCCGUAAUCUUUUCCAGAUAAUCCAAGCAAACAUUGACAGCUUUUUAUAACUAUUUAUUAAAAUCUUGACGUGUACUCUCAUUCUAAGAUAGAAUUUAAAUUAUAGGCAUCAAAUGCAUCCCUGAUUUUGCAAAUAUUUCUCACAGUUGCCCUGAAGAGCAAUCAAACAUUUAGCAAGUCAGCAAACUUUCUUUUCUGCAAAAUGUGCUAUACUACCCAGCGAUUGCAUAGUUCGUGCUAUCAGUACCAUAUGCUCAAGUUUUUGAUCUUGAGAUAUGCCUAAAACUAUCUUACCUGCAAAAUGAUAGUACUUAAUUCCAUGUUUACAAGUUCCACCAUCUUAACAAAGAAGUGAUUCACAUUCAUAUUUAUCUUUCACAAGACCUUUCAGCAUUUAGGCAGAAAAGAGAGGCAGAUUCAUCAACAUUUGUUAUUAUGGCAAUAACAAAAUAUAGGAAUUUAAACAAUUGUGACGUGCUCCAUCAUUAAGACCAAGAUUUGAAUAACAGUUAUCAUACAAUACCAAUCAUUUCUUUUUCAGAAAAUUCGACUUUACACAUACAUUUAUAAUUGUUUGUAAGAUCUCUAUAUGCGCUUUCGUUUCACAAUGAUUUAACUUGCUAUUGUCACUUUUCAUUUCGGAAUUAUCUGCGAAGUAUUCAGGUAGACAAUUACAUUUUUAGACGUACUCAAAUAGUCAACAACUUCCACCACUCCUGUAUGUAAUUUGGUUGCCAAAGCUUCUUGAACAUUUCUUUGCAGAUGCAAUCAAUUAUUGCUUUCUUGUAGUUUCACCAGAGCUAAUGGAAAAAUUAAUCAAUUGCAUUAAUUUCAGAUAGGUACCAAUACGGUAUAUAUGGAUUUUUU
Messenger RNA from Dimorphilus gyrociliatus, 2164 nucleotides. Lineage: Eukaryota; Metazoa; Annelida; Polychaeta; Dinophilidae. The record is from the annotation of a GenBank genome assembly.